AUGAUCAACAAGACGUUGCCCUUCUUCCUCGAGGACCGCACGGGUGUCUUCACUGGCUCCGACUUUGACGACAUCUACGACCGUCUCUUCCUCCGUGCCUCGCGAUCGUCCGAGAAAACUGCGCAGAGUGCGGACGAGACAAUCAUGAUAUAUAACAUGGGCCGCCGCUCGUCGAGCCAACGCGACUAUCGCCCGACCCAGCGUGAGCCCGCUAUCGUGCUCGAAUUCGGCCCGCAAGGUGCGCUGUGGAGGAUCUCGUUCACAGGCUCGUCCAUCUCCAUGCCGAUGGGCCAGUAUCUGAAAAAGACGUCGAUGUUUGGAGGAUCUCUUUCGCGCAAGUUCAGAGGGUCAGACGGAGAGGAAUACAAGUGGACAUACAAAAGUGUCCAGGACCAAGAGUGGACGUGUGUGGAUUCUAGAAAUUACCUCGUAGCACACUACGACCUCAAACCGCCAGAAAAGCCUGCUUACCGAACAUCGGGGAAUAUCUUGACGAUUUACGAAGCGUAUGCGGAUCUGUCUGUCGAGAUUCUCGCGUCUCUGACUAUCAUGCGACAUAUUGCGGCAAAUAAUCUGUGA
Sparassis crispa is the source of this 579-nucleotide messenger RNA. RefSeq lists its product as hypothetical. The coding region runs from base 1 to 579 and encodes 192 amino acids. The transcript has 4 exons. NCBI's taxonomy places the organism in Eukaryota, Fungi, Basidiomycota, Agaricomycetes, Polyporales, Sparassidaceae. The record is from RefSeq and is a predicted model, not a curated record.